Molecule: messenger RNA, 600 nt
Organism: Dendronephthya gigantea
Lineage: Eukaryota; Metazoa; Cnidaria; Anthozoa; Malacalcyonacea; Nephtheidae
Product: rRNA 2'-O-methyltransferase fibrillarin-like
Exons: 1
Coding region: 1-600 (199 amino acids)
Source: RefSeq, a predicted model, not a curated record
AUGGCAGGCGGGGGUACAGGUGAUGCCGCAGGUGGUGGGGGGAUGGCAGGCGGGGGUGCAGGUGGUGCUGCAGGUGGCGGUGGGAUGGCAGCCGGCGGUGCAGGUGGUGGUGCAGGGGGAGGUGGUGCAGGGGGAAUGGUAAUAGGGUAUGGAGGAUUCCCUGUUGGUCUACAAUUCUCCCUCAAAUUUGACAACGGACGAUGCAUUUACCCAGAAAAUGGUGAGAAUACAACAGGCACGAAAUUAACUCUCCCUCCAGGAGAAUGCAAUUCUGCGAAAGCCAAGUUCACUUAUUCAUCUGAAGAUGAAAACCUAAAACAUGUCAAGACAGGUUAUUGUGUACAACCUGAGGGUGAGCAACUGACUGAAGGCAUUCCAAUCGUGAUUGCUGAACCUUGUGACAAAAAAUGGGCAAUGACCAUGACUCCUGGUGGCUCCCUCAAACUGAAAGAUAAUGGUAAAUGUAUUCAACCACUGAGCGGUAGCAACUACCCAACCGACGUAGAGAAACUAGUUUUUGGCGACAAUUGUGAUAAACCUGAGAGCAAAUUCCAUAUUGAAGGUAUUGUAAGUUUGUAUAGAUGUAUAACAUGCGUUUAG